Messenger RNA from Prorocentrum cordatum, 1057 nucleotides. Lineage: Eukaryota; Dinophyceae; Prorocentrales; Prorocentraceae. The record is from the annotation of a GenBank genome assembly.
GGGAAGCGAAAUGCUUUUUCCGUUGGAUAUGAGAGCGGUGUUCUUACGCAGUGUGAGUAUUUUCGACCUCGAUUAGGAGAAGUUGUCCCAGACAUGAUCGUCGAACGUCGAAGUUCUUAAGGCUUGCGCUCACUCUGCCAGUGCCUCCAGCAGCGUGCCGCUGCUGCGCCACCGCGUCGAGCGGAUCGGCGCGAAGCUGGCGAAGCUGGAGGGCAGCAGGUGCGACCUUCGCUCGGCCCUGACCGAGUCCCGGGUCCGGCGGGACGACUUUAUCGCCCGGUGCAGCGAGCACCUCGAGGAGCGGAGGCGCUGCAGGCAGGCGCUGCUGGCCCGCGUCGAGGCCCUCGAGGAGGAGCGCGACGGCCUGCUGGCGCUGUCGGAGCGGCAGGCGGCAGAGUUGGCGCAGGCCGAAGAGGGGGUCCAGCAGGCGCAGGCGCAGGAGCGCGGGUUGGAGGCCCGCAUCCAGCGGCUGAUGGACCAGAUGGUCAGCGUCCUCUCCGCGAUCACUGACCCGACCGAGGCGCGACGGCAGCUGUUAGAGGUCCGGGAGGAGCUGGAGGCGGGCGCGGCCAGUCUCGAGGAGCAGCUCGAGCACACCCGGGAGCAGUGCCAGGCCACGAGCAGCGAGAACCGCCGCAGGGCGAUCCAGUUGUCCGGGGAGCAGGGGAGGACCAAGAGGAUGCACGACGAGUUCGUCCUCCUGCAGGCCGAGCUCUUCGCGCGGCCCACCGGCCAGCGCGGGGUCCGCCCGGAGCCGCCGCCCGAGGCUGCCGCGGCAGGCGCCGCUCCGCUGCCGCCGCCGCCGCCGACGCUCCUCGCCUGCUGCCAGAGGCACUGCUUGCUCUGCCGAGAGCUGGACACGUGCUUCUACAUCCACGCUCACUUGAGCGUUGCCCAGGGUCAUGGCAGCCACAGGCGCACGCCCGCGCGCUGCGUCGGCGGCGGCACGUGCCGGGCAGCCUUGGCGCAAAGGAGGACCCCGCUGGACACGGUCGAGACGUUCGAGUUCAGCGCCAACAAGACCCAGCAGACCAGUCAAAGAAAGGGAGCGGGCUGA